CUCUCCCCCGCGACCUGCCAAAAUAAAGGCUUCUGCUCUCUAGCGCCUCUCCCACCUCCACGGCUCCACCUCCCUCCCUCUCUCUCCCUGUCUCUCUCUUCCUCCACAACGCGGCCGCCAUUGACGCGGUGUCGCACGAACUCCCCUAGAUCUGAGCAAAGCACCCUGCGAAUCCUCACCCGACAUACCAAAUCUGGUCGGAAGCGGUGAAGAAUUCGGACACGAUCCUAAGCAUCGUUCACUAAGACCACACACAUCUAUCUGCUUUUUCCCCUGCCUGUUUUUGUGAGUUUUUUUCUCGUUUCGAACGACUCGUAAGAACAAAUCUGCAAGGGGCUUGCAGAUCCUGCAGAUCUACCUGCGAGAGGCAGGCCCCUUGUUUUGGACGCCCAGAACGAACCCUUGACCUGAGGAUCUGCUCGAUCCGUUUGGGAUCUGCUUGUUGUUUUUUCUGGAUCUAGAGAGAAUGUUCAAGUCGAUGGUUUAUUACGGGAACACCUCGAUCGGAGAGGUGGAGGUGUGGCCCAAGGGCGAGGCGAGCGCCGGCCUGGCCGUGGCGGCGUGGGCGCGAGAAAUCCGCGUCGACCGCCUGUCCCCGCCCAGCGAGCGGUGCCCGCCGCUCGCCGUCAUGCACACCGUGGCCGUCGGCGCCCGAUGCCUCGUCAUGGAGUCCAGGCCGCCCGCCGCCACCGACGUGGCGCCACUGCCGCUCGUCGCCAUGCACGCCGCUUGCCUCAGGGACAACAAGACUGCAGUUGUUCCUCUAGGAGAUGAAGAAUUGCAUUUAGUUGCGAUGACGUCCAGAAGAAACUUGGCAAAUCAUGCAUGUUUCUGGGGCUAUAAAUUGCCAUUUGGUUUGUACAAUUCUUGCUUGACCAUGUUAAAUCUUCGGUGCCUGGGUAUUGUGUUUGACCUGGAUGAGACAUUGAUUGUCGCCAAUACAUCACGGUCUUUUGAGGACAGAAUUGAUGCGCUUCAAAGAAAGCAGAGUAAUGAGACUGAUCCACAGCGUAGAAAUGGUAUGUUAUCAGAGAUCAAGAGGUACCAGGAUGAUAAGUCCAUCCUAAAGCAAUAUAUAGAAGGUGAUCAGGUAUAUGAUGAUGGAAAAAUGUAUAAAGCACAACCUGAGGUUGUUCCACCAUUGUCUGAUAACCAGCAACCAAUGACACGUCCAGUUAUAAGAUUACAAGAUAAAAACAUUAUCUUGACAAGAAUAAACCCUCUGAUAAGGGAUACAAGCGUUCUUGUCCGUUUAAGGCCAGCCUGGGAGGAUCUUCGCAGUUAUUUAAUUGCGAGAGGUCGCAAGCGUUUUGAGGUCUAUGUGUGUACGAUGGCGGAGAGAGAUUAUGCUUUAGAAAUGUGGCGAUUGCUUGAUCCAGAUUCAAGAUUGAUUAACUCUGUUCAACUUAAUGAUCGAAUGGUGUGUGUAAAAUCUGGUUUGAAAAAGUCACUGUUAAAUGUUUUCCAUGAUGGUUCUUGCCAUCCUGGAAUGGCAUUAGUAAUUGAUGAUCGUCUAAAAGUUUGGGAUGAGAAAGAUCAAUCUAGAGUUCAUGUGGUUCCUGCAUUCACUCCAUACUAUGCUCCUCAAGCAGAGGCAAACUGCUCUAUCCCAGUUCUGUGUGUCGCCAGAAAUGUUGCAUGCAAUGUUAGGGGUGGUUUCUUCAAAGACUUUGAUGAAGGCCUCUUGCCGAGGAUUAGCAAUGUUCAUUAUGAGGAUGAGAUAAAUGAUAUCUCAACAGCUCCGGAUGUCGGCAAUUAUUUGAUAAGAGAGGAUGAGAAUGUUGCAGCAGUAAAUGGAAAUAGAGAUGCAUUGCCUUUUGAUGGUAUGGCAGAUGCUGAGGUUGAGAGGAGAAUGAAGGAAGCAUCAGGCAAUGCUCAAGCAUUCCAUCCAACAGUGGCAAGCUUUGUCAUGCCAGUAGCCCCUCCCCAGAAUUUUAUUUCGUCUUCAGUCGCACCAAUAGCCCCACCCCUUGGCAUGAUGCCACCUCCAUUCAACCAACCAGUUGUUCAACCAGGUUUUUCAGAUCCACUGCAAGGCUCUCCAGCUAGAGAAGAGGGUGAAGUUCCUGAAUCUGAGUUGGAUCCAGACACAAGAAGGAGGCUUCUCAUAUUACAGCAUGGUCAAGACACAAGAGAUGCUACACCUCCACUCCCAGCAAUACCACCAGUGCAAGUCCCAGUUCCACCAGUGCAACCUCAUGGGAACUGGUUUCCCGCAGAAGAUGGUAUGAAUCCAAGUAAUCUGAAUAUAGGUCCAGCAGGUUUCACUGUAGAAUCUGAUUCUCUGCUCUAUGAGAAAAAGCAACCACCUCAUCCUUCAUUCUUUCAUGGUGGGGACAAUCCUAUGUCCUCUGAUAGAUUUAGCUAUCAGAAUCAGAGGUUUCCCUCUCAGCUACCGCAUGCUGAUGAUCACCACAUACUUCAGAACCAUGGACCUCCAAAAUACAGAUCCUUUUCUGGUGAGGAGCUAUCAGGUCGGCAUGUUCCCACAAACCAGAGAAACAACCAGUUAGAAUCAGGAAGACACUUUGCACAAUAUACAGGGACCCCUGCUGGCAUAUUAGAGGGGAUUGCACUGAAGUGUGGAUCUAAGGUGGAGUACAGGUCAACAUUAUGUGAUACUGCAGAGCUACAGUUCUCUAUUGAGGUUUGGAUUGUUGGGGAAAAGAUAGGUGAAGGAAUUGGCAGGACAAGGAGAGAAGCACAACGUCAAGCUGCAGAAAUGUCUUUAAGAAACUUGGCUAAUAAAUACUUGUCAUCUGAUCCAAAUAAGAUGACUGAUCUGAAAGAAAAUGGUUUCAGUAGCAACCGAAACUUUUUUGGAUACUCUGGAAAUAAUAGGGAUGAUAUUUUGCCAGUUCCAAGUACUUCCGAGGAAUCUCGCUUUAUGAAAAUGGAGGAGAAUAACUCCAGAAAAACAGGAGGUUCUGUUGCUGCUCUCAAGGAGCUUUGCACGGCUGAGGGAUAUAACUUAGUUUUUCAAGCUCGUCCAUAUGCUCCAGAUGGCUCAGUUGGGAAAGAAUCUUAUGCUCAGGUAGAAGUUGGUGGACAAAUUCUAGGCAAAGGAGUUGCGUCAACAUGGGAGGAGGCCAAACUCCAGGCUGCUGAUGAGGCUCUUGGAACUUUAAGAUCCAUGCUAGGUCAACUUGGUCAUAAACGGUCAGGUUCUCCAAGGUCGGUGGCACCAAAUUUUAACAAGCGCUUCAAGCCUGAUUUUCCAAGGACAAUGCAGAGGGUUCCUUAUGGAACAUAUUCCAGGAUAGAAGGCCAUGUUCCUUGAGAGGUUUGCAUAGUUAAUGUGCCUGGGCACUGGACUUUUAAACUGGAUGAAACUUCGAGCUGUCAACUCCAGACAAGCAGUGCAAACCAUGGAUUCCUGGCUUCUGGUUGACUUCCAAGGCUCUCCCAGUCCCCGGGCCCCAUUGGUGACAAAGGAGAUUGUUAUGGUUGCACCAAGAAAGUUGAAGUAUUUAUGGUGGCCAUGACUUCAUGCAGAAUUUUUUUACCUGGGCUUCCUCCAUUAUGUGACCGGCGUUGCACCAUGUUGGUGUAAUCCCCGUGGAUCUGGAAAUUGAAAGCUUGAGCUCUUGGAGUUGAUGCAGCACCAUUUCUUUUUGGUGAUCGAAGAGCAGAGCUGUAUCUGGUGGGCAUUUUGUUGGACCCACGUAGUUUACGCUCGGGGUCCUAGUUGUAGCCAAAUUUGUAAUUAGUUUCUUAGGCUAGUGGGUGCACAGAACUAAUCAGUUUCUUACGCUAGAGGAUGCACAGAACUAAUCAGCAUGUUGAUAUAGUCAUCUUUGUAACUCUAGGAAGCCAAUCUUUGUAGCGGUUGAUGAAUUCAGUAGGUGACAACGUUCAUAUGUAUGUUGUAGGCAUCGUUGUAAUACAUGGUCCCCUUCUUCGCAUGGUUGGGAGUAUGCCCCCUGUAAUUCUUUUGGUCCUUGUGUCA
Messenger RNA from Setaria italica (foxtail millet), 3949 nucleotides. Its product is annotated as RNA polymerase II C-terminal domain phosphatase-like 1. The transcript is spliced from 16 exons. Gene Ontology annotation, molecular function: RNA polymerase II CTD heptapeptide repeat phosphatase activity. The record is from RefSeq and is a predicted model, not a curated record. NCBI's taxonomy places the organism in Eukaryota, Viridiplantae, Streptophyta, Magnoliopsida, Poales, Poaceae. The coding region runs from base 467 to 3280 and encodes 937 amino acids.